GUCCAACUUGACCUUGACAUUUAAUAAAUGCAAGGUGGAAAGAAGAAAGACGACUUAACGACGGAUAUCAUGGACUUUAAAGGUCCCUAGAAGCUCGAACACCCGAAAAAGCCAGUCCUCAGAAAAAGCAAAAUGGCUGACGGUCAAAAUAUUGAGCUGGUCCUCCACAUGGUUAAUAAAAUGUGUGGUGAACUGGUGGACAAAGGUUUUGAAUACUAUCUGGUAACAGCCUGCCCAACCAAGGCCUUAAACAUUGGAUCAGCGAAGGGCAGACUAUUCCUGCAGGCAAACAAAGAUGUUGUACAGCGCUUCAUUAAACAUUGCUACAGUUCCAAGGCGACCGUUAGUGAACAGGGUCAGGGGCAGAAUCCAGUAGGACAGACAACCCCCAAAAUAUCACAACCUACAGGCAAGAUGGUGUCAUCACCAGGAAAACAGAAAAUACAGCAGACCAACGCCCAGGAAAUAACAAAACCUGUGGACAAGAUGGUAUCAUCGCCAGGAAAACAGAAAAUACAGCAGACCAACGCCCAGGAAAUAACAAAACCUGCGGACAAGAUGGUAUCAUCGCCAGGAAAACAGGAAAUACAGCAGACCAACGCCCAGGAAAUAACAAAACCUGCCGGCAAGAUGGCGUCAUUAUCAGAAAAACAGAAAACGAAACAAAGUUCCACACAGAAAAUUUCACCAUUGUCACCAAAAACAGCAGAAAGGUAUGAGGCAAAUAAAGGGAACUCUGGAAACCAAGAUAGUAAAGGAACAGAGACUGUUGCUGAUAAUGUUCUGGAUGCUGUUAAACUGUUGGCAAAAACAUCAGUGGUAAAAAGGCAAGUGUUGGGGACUAAAAAAUCUAUCACAGACUCAAACAGGGAUGAAGGAGAAGACUCACCAGGGGAGGAUGAACUUAGACAAAAUGAGUUAAAAGAGGAUGACUUAGACAGGUCCUGCCUCAGCAACUCUGUGGAGGAUGCAGAACAAAUCACAGAUGCUGACACAGGCUCCCCCUUUGGGAUGUCCCUUCGUGCGAAGCGGAAACGUAAAGUAUUUGCUGAUUGUGAGAUGAGUCCAAUAUUGAAAUUCAGCCGGCAAAUAAUUCAAACUGAUCUGAAAACUUCCCCAAUCGAAAGUAAGACAAUUAAAGGAAAGGAAGAUAAAGAAGAAAGGACAAGUUUCAAAACUAAAAAGAACGAUCCGAUAUCAAGUGAAAAAAAUGUAGGGGGGAAGACAAAAAUAUUGAAGUCUGAGAAAAGUUCCAGUUCUGGAAGUGGGAUCUCCGAAAGUCCCUCCAAACAUUCCACAAAGUUCAAAGUUCAUAGGUCAGGAGAGAAAUCAAUAGAGUUGAAGGACUGCAGUGUACAGUUGUCACUUACGCCUUUCACUACACGUAAUUCAACAAAGUCCACUAGCAGGUCAAAUAGUUCUCAAACUCCAUUACAAUCAGGAAAAUCCAGGAUUGAAAGGAGAAAGUCAGCAGAAAAAGGCAAGAGCAUGAACACUACUGGAGGUGUCGCGGAUAGACCCAGCACUAGGAAAACGUACACAGGUAUUAGGUCUUCAUCUAAAGGCACGGAUGUCAGUCAGGUUGGCGAGUCUAACAAUGACCAGUUAACACAGGAUGAAGAUAUCGGUUUGAACCUUGAGUGUAGUAUUGAAAACGACGAGGACUUUGAGGACAAUAGUUAUGAUGUUGACAGUAACGAUGAAGAUUUUACGCCUGAUGUCAAAGAGGAAGAGUCGUCAGAGAAAAAAUCAACUUCAUCAAAAUAUAAAACUCCAAAAAGAAAAGAACGGAAAUCUGAACCAAGCUUCAAAUGUACAACAUGUGAGAAAGUGUUCAAAGGAGCCGGAGCCUUAGCGCGUCACACUAUUGUACAUUCCACUAAGUGCCUGGCAUGUCAGAAAGAUUUUCCUGACCAUGAAAGUCUGAUAUAUCACAGAAAAAAAUGUCAGAGUAUAAGACAAACCACUAAACUCUAUCCCUGUGAUAAAUGUAACUUGGUUUGUAUCGCGCCCUGGUCUCUAAGGCGCCACCAGAUAGCAUCGCACGAAUGGCGAUGUCGAUUCUGUAAAAGGCUCUAUGCUUCUGAGGCGAAUCUUGAAAAACAUUCCGAGAAUUGUAUUGACAAGGCUGUGAAGGAGAAUGAGCGACGCGACCGGCGCGAGAAUAGUCCCAAACACGUGUGUGACACAUGUGGUAAAUGUUUUGCUAACAAAGGAAUUCUCAUGUCGCACAUGAGGUGCCACACACAAGAUGUUACAUUGCUUAUCAGUCAGAUCUGUUGUGUCGACUUGGACCAGGUGGACAAGAUUGUGGACGAUGUUAGUGGGGAUUUAAAGAAGAGUGAGAGUAAACAAGAGAAACCAUCGUCACAUUCUCUCUUGACAUGUUCUGGCUGUAGUACCGAGUUCUCGACACGUAAAGCCUUGACAAAGCAUAGGAAAACUUGUGUUGUUGAAAGAAAACCAUUUGUGUGUCAGCAUUGUGAGAAAUCAUUUAAACUUCGUUGUGAGUUGAACAAGCAUGCCAGAAACUCGCACCCUGAGACAUAUUGCAUGCGUGAAUUGUACCGUAAUGAACGUGACCUAGGUAAGCGACUCUAUUGUAAAUACUGCAGUAAGACAUCAUACAACCAAACUUGGAUGGAGGUUCAUACCCAGCGUCACAUCGAUAAAGGAGAUGUACUGCUGGAACCACAGGUAGAACUAACAGAGGAAAACACGGAGGCUGCGACUGAAUCUGGGGACGAAGAACUCGGCAAAUCUGCAGAGUUUACAGAGGGUGAGGGCAACAAGUCUAGUUCAGAGGUUACUGGCAAAGAGGUCAACAGGGCAGAGGUCAAGAAUACAGAGUCAGAGGUCAAUGAGGUAAACACAACAGAGUCCAAUGCAGGAUCAGAAUUAGAUGCAAGGUCAGAAGUCGAAGGACCAUUGCUGACAGAGGAUGGCAUGGUACUGCUGAGCUCUCUGCAGUGUAAGCUUUGUAAGGUAUCAUUCAAGAACAAGCAUGAGCUGUACUCCCAUGCAGUAUCACACCGGGUAUUUAAAUGUGAUACCUGCGGUAAAAUACUAUCUAGUGCUGGCUCACUGAAAAAGCACAGGAUCAUCGCCCACACUGAUCAACGUGACUUCAUGUGCGAGUUGUGUGGAAAGUCGUACAAGACUCAACGCUGUGUCCAGCAACACAUUCGAAAAGUCCACAACAACCCAAAAUCACGUAGAACAGGAAGUCCAGGGCCCCAUUCCUGUCCCCAGUGUGACAAGGUAUUUGAAUCGAAACGUCUGUUGACCAAGCAUAAAUACUUGCAUAAGGAUCGUACCACGGCCUGUCCUGUGUGCGAAAAGUGCUUUUCAGGAAGAGGAGAAAUGUUUUACCAUCUCAAACAUGUACAUUCUGAUGCACGAAACUAUGUAUGUGGUGUCUGCCAGAAAGCCUACAAGACCAACUCCUCGCUGCGUGAGCAUCGCAAACAGCACCACGAGGGUCGCGAAGGCUGGCGUCACCGUUGUGAGUAUUGUAAUAAACUAUUCAACAAGAAGAGUCAACUGAUCUACCACAAGAAAGUCCACACAGGAGACAAACCUUUCUCCUGUAGCCACUGUGGUUUGACCUUCUCACAGAAAGGCAACCUGCAGAAGCACCUGCAGACGGUCCACAUCAGGAAGGUUCAGUACAGAUGUGAUCUGUGUGGGAAAGGCUUCUACCUUAAUGAGAACUACCGGCUACACAUGAGGACACAUGCUAUAGAGAAUGGUACAGCUGCCAUCAUCGGCAAUAAGUAUGGGACAAUCAACCAAUGUGGUACAUGUCACCGCUACUUUGCACGGAAAUGUUCAUAUAAGGCUCAUCUUCUCAUGCACAAACAGGAAUGGAAAUAUUCGUGCCCCAUCUGUAAGAAAAAGUUUUUCACUGUGACAUCAUGUACACGUCAUCUCAAGACCCAUCUCAAAUGUCAAAUGAGUUCAGUGGAAAUACGCGAGAAGUUCCCACUGGCGAUAGGAUCGUCCGAACCAUCUGAUAAAUUGUUGCAGCUAAAGAAAGAAGGGAGUAUCAAAGAUCAGUCGGAGCCAAUUGAACAGGACGAACCUCAAAUUGAACCUGUUAUUAUAAGGAGGUCGGCUUAUAAAAAGAAACCUACGUUUAACAUAGCACCUAGAAAGAUUAAACUUAACCAGAAUAACUACAUUAAGAUGUCUAAAACUGGAUCGGAAUCAAAAAUUGUUAGUCCAUCAAAACCAUUGAACAGUGAAGGAAGUGGAGUGAAUUUGGCAUUGGAAACUCUAGCGGCAGGUGGGAUGGUGGAAGAAUCAACGGACAUCACUCUCAACAUUGUUCCUAUGUUGGAGGAUGCCCCUAUAACACCAGUCGAGUCAAUCACAGACUUUGCCAGUCCGUCUAAAACCGUUGAUUCAGAUGCCCGUGCUACAUCCACCGCUGUAGAGUCGAUCAUGGAGAACGUGAAUAACGUCAUGCAUUUGGAGGAUAAGCUGAUCGUUACUGAUGAUGCGACUGGGAGCGGGACUGUCACUACAGGCAACACAGAGGAAAUGUCUCCCAACGAACUGAAUGAGAUCCUUCAGACGGUCAACUCACAGGAACUCCUACAGCAGCUCGGGACAGGGAACAUCAUUCUGGUACAGCAAGGGGACACCAAGGCUUACGUCAUGUUAAGUUAGGUAGGCUGUGACCUGCUUACGUCAUGUUAAGUCAGGUAGGCUGUGACCUGCUUACAUCCUGUUAAGUUAGGUAGGCUGUGACCUGCUUACGUCAAGUUAAGUUAGGUAGGCUGUGACCUGCUUACGUCAUGUUAAGUUAGGUAGGCUGUGACCUGCUUACGUCAUGUUAAGUUAGGUAGGCUGUGACCUGCUUACGUCAUGUUAAGUCAGGUAGGCUGUGACCUGCUUACAUCCUGUUAAGUUAGGUAGGCUGUGACCUGCUUACGUCAUGUUAAGUUAAGUAGGCUGUGACCUGCUUACGUCAUGUUAAGUUAAGUAGGCUGUGACCUGCUUACGUCAUGUUAAGUUAGGUAGGCUGUGACCUGCUUACGUCAUGUUAAGUUAGGUAGGCUGUGACCUGCUUACGUCAUGUUAAGUUAGGUAGGCUGUGACCUGCUUACGUCAUGUUAAGUUUGGUAGGCAGUGACCUCCCUGACCUCAAAGUUGUGUUAGACAUGAUGAUGAGUUGGGUAGGUAGUGACUUUGCUGAUCUCGGAGUUGUGUUAGACAUGAUGAUGAUUUCGGUAGGUAGUGACCUCCCUGAUCUCAGAGUUGUGUUAGACAUGAUGAGUUGGGUAGGUAGUGACCUCCCUGAUCUCAGAGUUGUGUUAGACAUGAUGAGUUGGGUAGGUAGUGACCUCGCUGAUCUCAGAGUUGUGUUAGACAUGAUGAUGAGUUGGGUAGGUAGUGACUUUGCUGAUCUCAGAGUUGUGUUAGACAUGAUGAGUUGGGUAGGUAGUGACUUUGCUGAUCUCAGAGUUGUGUUAGACAUGAUGAGUUGGGUAGGUAGUGACUUUGCUGAUCUCAGAGUUGUGUUAGACAUGAUGAUGAUGAUUUAGGUAGGCUACUUCAUACUUAGACUACAUACUCUGUACUCUUUGAGUCUCAAAUUUAUAUAUAUAUAUAUAAUUAAUAGACUUGAUGUUAAGUUUGGAAAAUCGUAAACUACUGUUAGUGUGGAGGCUGCAAUCAUAAUAAUUUCUGAGUGGAAGGUUACAUUAUGUUAAGUUAGGUAAGCUGUGAUCUCGAAAUCUCGGAGUGGAAGAUAACGGCAUGUUAAGUAAAGUGUCACUUAAAAAUCUGAUAGUGGCACCAGUCUUGAUGCAAGCUAGGUAAGCUGUGAUCUCGAAAUCUCGGAGUAGAGGCAUAUACAUCACGUUGUUAAGUAGGAUGUGAUCUUAGAAAUCUCAUAGUGACACCAGUAUACAAGCUAGUAUAAAUAGGCUGUUGUCUCGAAAUCUCGGAGUAGAGGCAUAUACAUCAUGUUGUUAAGUAGGAUGUGAUCUUAGAAAUCUCAUAGUGACACCAGUAUACAAGCUAGUAUCAAUAGGCUGUUGUCUCGAAAUCUCGGAGUAGAGGCAUAUACAUCAUGUUGUUAAGUAGGAUGUGAUCUUAGAAAUCUCAUAGUGACACCAGUAUACAAGCUAGUAUCAAUAGGCUGUUGUCUCGAAAUCUCGGAGUAGAGGCAUAUACAUCAUGUUGUUAAGUAGGAUGUGAUCUUAGAAAUCUCAUAGUGACACCAGUAUACAAGCUAGUAUCAAUAGGCUGUUGUCUCGAAAUCUCGGAGUAGAAGUGUAUACAUCACGUUAAGUAGGAUGUGAUCUUAGAAAUCUCAUAGUGACACCAGUAUACAAGCUAGUAUCAAUAGGCUGUUGUCUCGAAAUCUCGGAGUAGAAGUGUAUACAUCAUGUUGUUAAGUAGGAUGUGAUCUUAGAAAUCUCAUAGUGACACCAGUAUACAAGCUAGUAUCAAUAGGCUGUUGUCUCGAAAUCUCGGAGUAGAAGUGUAUACAUCAUGUUGUUAAGUAGGAUGUGGUCUCGGUAGUGGAGACAGUCUUGUUGCGUCAUGUGAUCUCAUGUUAAGUUAGGAAGAUAGUGAUCUCAAAAUCUCGAGUGGAGGCAGUCGUGAUAUUUUGUCAGUUAGACCAUGAUAUUGAAAUCUCAAGAGUGGAGGUAAACGUCGUGAUGUUGAAUCUCAGUAUAUGGAAGUUGUACUUGAGGUUUAAGUAUGGUAGGUCAUAACCUUGGUAUUCCCAGUGUAGAUGUUGAUGACGUCAUGUUCAUGUAGGCUGCAGAGUAGGAAAUUCUAGCGUGUACAUCACUUAAUAAUUCAAACUUACUGAGUCAACCUCGUGACUUGGAAACCGAUGCUGAGGCACAACCUCGUGACUUGGAAACUGAUACUGAGACACAACCUCGUAACUUGGAAACCGAUGCUGAGGCACAACCUUGUAACUUGGAAACCGAUGCUGAGACACAACCUUGUAACUUGGAAACCGAUGCUGAGACACAACCUCGUGACUUGGAAACCGAUGCUGAGGCACAACCUUGUAACUUGGAAACCGAUACUGAGACACAACCUCGUGACUUGGAAACCGAUACUGAGACACAACCUCGUAACUUGGAAACCGAUGCUGAGACACAACCUUGUAACUUGGAAACCGAUGCUGAGACACAACCUCGUGACUUGGAAACCGAUGCUGAGGCACAGCCUCGUAACUUGGAAACCGAUGCUGAGGCACAGCCUCGUAACUUGGAAACCGAUGCUGAGACACAACCUCGUAACUUGGAAACCGAUACUGAGGCGCAACCUCGUGACUUGGAAACCGAUGCUGAGGCACAACCUCGUGACUUGGAAACCGAUGUCUGGUUGCGCUAAUUAGGGUACACUGAGACUGCAUCAUUUAGAUUCAGUUUGGCAGGUUGUAAAGAUCGGACACUGUGAGACUAAGGCAGGCAUAGAUGGAGCUAAGCCACGUGCACCUCUGUAGUGGAAGACUUGUCAUGCGGAUCAACCAGUGUGAAAAUAGAUCCUUUUGAGUUUGGUUGGCUACAGUAUAAGGCAGUAAAGGAUAAAAUUCUACCUAGGCAGUAGCUACAUUGACAGGGAAUUUCAUACAAUAUAAACAGGGUCCGUUAAAAGAACCCAUUCCCCCAAAAUAAUCUUGUGAAAAUCCCAAUUUGCCACUGAAAAAUUUCUAAUUUUGAAGUCACUUUUGAAAGAUUAAGUUUUACCUAAAAAGACCUGUACUAAAGGUAGUUUUAAAAAAAAAAUGAAAAAUAAAAACAGCUAUCGAUCACAAAAUGAAAUAAAAAAUAAUAUAAAGUAUUAAGAUUCAUCAAAGAAAAACUGAAAUUUGUAUGAAUUUCACUAUUUUUCGUUUUCCCAAUGUCCCAUUUCGUCGCGCAUUAAUUCUCAAUUCAUUGGACCCUGGACCCAGUUGAAAAAUUGUAGGAAAUUCCCUGACUGACAAUAUAUAUGCCAGGACAAGAUAUGGUGUACAGACAUUUUGUUUAGAGAAACAGUGAAACAGUGAAACAAAGGCGUAUCUCGUGUGAGUGCACAGAAACUUUUUCACAGAGAAACAAUGAUAAAUGAUAAGUAAUUUGGUCACGUAAUAUUUUUACUAUAUCUUUCAUGCAUUUUGACAAUUUUUCCAAUGGUAUUUAUUGAAAAUUUACAUACAUGUAAAGAAUUAUUUGCUCUUUUGGCAUGUAAAGAAUUAUUUGCACUUUUGGCAUGUUACUGUAUACUGGCCGUUAUAGAAGUGUUUAAUUAUAUCAGCUUAGUCAGUUUUUUAAACAUUUUUGUACCAAACGUUUCCUAUAGCUACCACAUGAUAAUUACAUUAUGGUUACUUGUUUGAACUUGUUUACUCCCUCUAUCGCAGAUCAGAACAGGAAAUGAUGUAAUUAUUUAUAGUGUUGUGACAUGUGGUAGUUUGUGGUCUGGCUGUGUAGUAACAAUUAAGCAUUGAUAUCAAUUUUUUUUAGUUUCUUCGGGGUAUGAAACAAAAUUUGUUUGCAAACUGUAUGAAUCUGCAUAGCAAAUUCUUACAAAAGUUGCAAACUAAUUUUUUUUCAUACCCCUAUGAAACUAAAACACAAUUGACAUUGAUCAACGUUUAUGAUUAAUUUUUGAAAAUAAUUUUCUAAUUCAAAACCUGUUUUAUGUACAAUUUUACUGGUUUUAUAUGGGAUUUAUUUUCUCAAAUCAAUACGCAACGUCAGUCGUCGUAUUGUGACGUCACAUUUUUGCGCCAUUCUCAGAAAUUUUUUUCAUGGUGGUAUGGGGGAAAAAAAUUUCCAACCAAUCGGGAAGCUGCAUUCUGCGUGCAAACAAUGGAAAAUUUAAUUAUAUAUACUUGUUAUAACAGAAUAUCUAGAAAUCUGAUUUCCAUAUCUUUAACAGGUACAGUAAUUUGUACCAUAUUUUGAAGUAAUAAAUCCACAAUUAAUGUUUUUAAAGAAAGUUGCAGUGUGCUUAUUAAAAAAGCACAAAUUUAUAUAUCAUUGAUGUAUAUGUUAUACACAAGACUGGGGUAUUUGUCUAUGAAAAUUUGAUUGAUAAUGUAACAAUCGUAUACCUUAUUAUGAUGGUUAUCGGUUUGGUCAAUACACUGAUGCCGAUAUUUGAAACAAGAUUUCACAGUUUAAAUCGGGAUUUUACUCUAACCAAAUCUUAGUGCCAUCAGUGUCAGGAAACACAAGAAUAUACCAGCCAUGCAAAAUAAUUCACCGAAACUGAUCUUCCUGCGCAAUCAUAAUUGGGAGAAUGUGUUUGACAUGAAAAGUAUUUAAGUAAAAAACAGUUGUAAUGAUAGAGGGUUAUUGUAUCAUUUCUUUAGAUGAUAAUUUAUACAAGGAUAGAGAGUGAUUGAGGAUACAUAAUGUAUCAUUUCUUUAAUUGAGAAUUUAUACGAGGAUACAGUGAUUGAUGAUACCUAUGGUAUCAUUUCUUUAGAAGAUAAUUUGUACGAGGAUAGAGGGUGAUUGAGGAUACGUAUUGUAUCAUUUCUAUAGAUGAUAAUUUGUACGAGGAUAGAGGGUGAUUGAGGAUAUGUAUUGUAUCAUUUCUUUAGAAGAUAAUUUGUACGAGGAUAGAGAGUGAUUGAGGAUAUGUAUUGUAUCAUUUCUUUAGAAGAUAAUUUGUACGAGGAUAGAGGGUGAUUGAGGAUACGUAUUGUACAGGGUUUUCAAUAAAAAUAUUUGUAAAAGGCUACAAAUGAAUAGUAACAGGUAUACAUGUAUCUGAGGAUUACGAUAAUAUGUUUUUAGACAUUUUUUAAAAAGUGAAUUAAGUCAUUUGAACCGGCCAAAACACCAUUCUAACCGGUCAAUUUGGCCGGCAACCGGUUCUAAAUGAAAACACUGAUUGUAUCAUUUCUAUAGAUGAUAAUUUGUACGAAGAUAGAGAGUGAUUGAGGAUAUGUAUUGUAUCAUUUCUUUAGAAGGUAAUUUGUAUGAGGAUAGAGAGUGAUUGAGGAUACGUAUUGUAUCAUUUCUUUAGAUGAUAAUUAUAAUUUGUAAGAGGAUAGAGAAUGAAUGAGGAUACAUUUUUCUCUUACGUAUACCCUAGACAGGGAUACCCACAGUUUUACCGGGAUGAGAUUUUCUUAUCUCACCCUAGAGAAAAGACAAGCUACACCUGCUCUUUUCACAUUUUCAACAAUUUCAUUUUGUCAUGUCAACAAUACCAUGACGUCAAGGCAUCAGUACAACGUCACGUCACGUCGACAAUUUAAUUACGUCACGUCAGCAUUUCCUUUCAUUGAUGUAACGUCAAUAUUAGAUACAUAAGAGGGUAAACAGCGUAAGAGAAAAAUAAUCAUUCACCCCCAUGGACGUGAGACAGGGGAAUCUCAACCCUCGGGGUAGGAUAAUUAAGCUGCCAAACACUCGUCAAGCAUCAUGUUUUGGCAACUUAUGAAUCUUCCCCUCGGGUGGAGAUUCCCCUGUCUCAUCCCCCAAGGGAGUGAAAGAUUCUAUCAGUCACACACAGGGUAAGGUACCCUACCAAUCGUGGGAUCACCCUGUGAAGUAUAUGUGAGAAAGCACAGUGAUCUGAUUUUCUCUGUUGUCAUACAGGCAUGGUCAGACCUCACUUCCCAAGUCAUGAGUGUAGAUUUUCAGUAUCCAUUAUAUGAUAUAUAUAUACAGUGUAUAUUGUUGUAUAAUCUAUUUCAUUGGACUGGAAAACUGAAACUGUGCAUGUUUUCUCGGGUUGGAAAAUUGGAUUCUUAUGUAAAUAGAUUUAUAUGACAAAGGAAGGGAUUAUAUAAUAUAAGAAUCACAAAUGCACAAAAUUGGUUUAAACAUGUCUAGAUGCUUAAGUCAAUUAAUGAAAUAAAAAAGCAGGAAAUCAGUCAUCUCAGUCAUCUUGACUUGGAAAAAAUAAAUAAUUUGAAAGAAAAAUUACUGAAUUUUGUCACUCAGAACUUUUGAAUUUUAAUGAAGUUGAGAUUUUGUAUUGCUUUUUUUUCAUGUAAAUAAAAUUAUGCCGUCAGAUAA
Messenger RNA from Pecten maximus, 11003 nucleotides. Its product is annotated as zinc finger protein 236-like. Gene Ontology annotation, molecular function: RNA polymerase II transcription regulatory region sequence-specific DNA binding; DNA-binding transcription factor activity, RNA polymerase II-specific. Gene Ontology annotation, biological process: regulation of transcription by RNA polymerase II. Gene Ontology annotation, cellular component: nucleus. The record is from RefSeq and is a predicted model, not a curated record. The coding region runs from base 133 to 4674 and encodes 1513 amino acids. The transcript has 4 exons. NCBI's taxonomy places the organism in Eukaryota, Metazoa, Mollusca, Bivalvia, Pectinida, Pectinidae.